This is a messenger RNA of Vicia faba (fava bean), 1296 nucleotides long. The record is from the annotation of a GenBank genome assembly. Lineage: Eukaryota; Viridiplantae; Streptophyta; Magnoliopsida; Fabales; Fabaceae.
AUGAGUACUUCUACUGAAGCUUCUUACAAUGCUGAGAGAGCUUCCAACAAUGGUGAAAGAACAGAAGAUGAUAUGGAUAUAGAGCAUAAAACUGAGAGAAAGAGACUUCAGAAAAUCAUCUCUCAUUUGAUCUUGCCGGAAUCAUUCAGAUCUAACCUUCCACUAACUGACUCCGAUUCACCGGAGUUCAGUUCAGCCGUUGGAUCGGAUUCUCUCUUACCCAAAAAUCCGUGUGGCCUCUCAGUUCCUUUUGCUCGCUUCAAAUUUUCGGAUUUGAUUUGGAAUUUGGAAGUGGGAGUAGCUUUGUAUCAAUCCUCAAAAAUGGGUGGCCAAGACAAUAUAGCAUUGUCAAGUUCGUUUCUAGGUGACAAAUCUGCUAAGGUUUUUGUUUCGGGUCACCGUGGUCUUGUUGGCUCGGCCAUUGUUCGCAAGCUGACUCAACUUGGGUUUAGUAAUCUUAUUUUGAGAUCUCAUGCGGAGCUUGAUCUUACUCGACAAUCUGAUGUUGAAGCCUUUUUUGCUUCCUCGAAGCCGGAGUUUGUGAUUGUAGCUGCUGCCAAAGUUGGUGGAAUUCAUGCUAAUAAUACCUAUCCUGCUGAUUUCAUUGCCAUCAACCUCCAAAUCCAGACCAAUGUCAUUGAUUCGGCUUAUCGCAACGGUGCUAAGAAGCUAUUGUUUUUGGGUUCCUCUUGCAUUUACCCUAAAUUUGCACCACAACCGAUCUCGGAGGACGCUUUGCUCACCGGCCCCUUGGAGCCCACAAAUGAAUGGUAUGCAAUUGCCAAGAUUGCCGGGAUCAAAAUGUGCCAGGCUUACAGAAUUCAGCACAAGUGGGAUGCAAUUUCAGGGAUGCCGACCAACUUAUAUGGACCAAAUGACAAUUUCCAUCCCGAGAAUUCACAUGUUUUACCUGCUUUGAUGAGGAGGUUUCACGAGGCGAAAGUCAACAACGCCAAGGAGGUAGUGGUGUGGGGUACAGGGAGUCCAUUGAGGGAGUUUUUACACGUCGACGAUUUGGCUGAUGCGGUUGUCUUUAUGAUGGAAAAGUAUAGUGGACUUGAGCAUUUGAAUGUAGGGAGUGGAAAAGAGGUUACUAUUAAGGAAUUGGCGGAGUCGAUGAAGGAAGUGGUGGGAUUUGAAGGCGAUCUCGUUUGGGAUAGUACUAAACCGGACGGGACACCAAGAAAACUGAUGGAUAGCUCAAAACUUGCUGCCCUUGGUUGGACACCGAAAGUCUCACUCAAGGACGGGCUUGUGGAUACCUAUAAAUGGUAUUUAGAGAAUGUCAAACAAUGA